Messenger RNA from Centruroides sculpturatus (bark scorpion), 855 nucleotides. RefSeq lists its product as uncharacterized. The transcript has 2 exons. The record is from RefSeq and is a predicted model, not a curated record. NCBI's taxonomy places the organism in Eukaryota, Metazoa, Arthropoda, Arachnida, Scorpiones, Buthidae. Bases 321 to 773 code for a protein of 150 amino acids.
GACGUAGAAAAACAUCAAGGUCUACAGGAAAUACGUUAUUUAAUAACAGGGAAUAUAUAUUUUGAGUUCAUUAGUGAUUAAUUAAUAAAUGCACAAACAGUUCUUAUUCUACAGGUUAUCUUAAUUAUGCUUCGGUUUAUAGAUAAACGUCAGAAAAUUUUAUACCGUAACAAGUCCAUUAACCGAGAUAUAUAUAUUGAUAUUUUAAGAACGGUUACAACCGGUUCGAAGCAGUUGAAUGUGUUAAUCAAGGAAGCGAUUGAAAUGCUCUUAAAAUAAUCUUAAAAGAUAUAUCUCUGUUAACUGACUUUUGGGCUACCAUGUACAUAAACCUUUGGCCAUGUCCUCACAAUGAUAAAGAAUGGGGCUCGACAUAUUUGAGUCAACUCAUGAAAAUUUCUGAAUUCUUGAUUUUAAUUUUUAACUCUUUCCUCACUAAAGGUACUAAAAAGACUGUUUUUCCAUGCCCAUUGUUGAUUCGACCCCAACGGGAGAGACAGGGUGAUGAGGUACGGGACCUGGCCGCCCAUGAAAAUUUCUUGGAGCUUUUUGGAAGCCAAGAUUCGAUCCCGAAUCCUCCAGAACGACAGAUGCCUAUAGGUCAGAUAUCUUGCCCAAGAGACCAGAGUGAUCCUGUAACUAAAGGACCCACAGACCAUAAUCAUAAUGUCCGGUACCAAAACAAAAUGGAAGAUUUAUACGCCAUAAAAUUGCAAGAUAAAUAUGAUUUUGAUUUAAAUACUGUAAAGUUCAAUGUUCUAUGUAUAUAUUAAUACAUAUAUCUCUUUUUAUUCAAGUUCCAGUUUUUUGUGCUUCAUUUGUACUGUACAAGGAAGAGCAUAAACUGCAUAAUUA